This is a messenger RNA of Sander lucioperca (pikeperch), 3233 nucleotides long. Its product is annotated as latent-transforming growth factor beta-binding protein 1-like. Bases 16 to 2724 code for a protein of 902 amino acids. Gene Ontology annotation, molecular function: calcium ion binding. The record is from RefSeq and is a predicted model, not a curated record. Lineage: Eukaryota; Metazoa; Chordata; Actinopteri; Perciformes; Percidae. The transcript is spliced from 20 exons.
CUCUUUCUCCCAUGUAUGUGUCUCCUAUCCUCUGGUGCACCACUUCCUCAACCCUCCCCCCUCCUCCUCCUUGUGCGCUCCUCUUUAGCCAACACGCCUGCCAUCCAAGAGGAGAAGGGGUCUUGCUUCCGUUUGGUCAGCUCAGGGAGGCAGUGUUUGCACCCAGUGUCUACCCAACUGAGCAAACAGCUCUGCUGCUGUAGUGUUGGCAAAGCCUGGGGCCCUCGUUGUGACAAAUGCCCUCCUCAAGGAACAGCUAAGUUCAAAGACAUCUGUCCCGGUGGAAUGGGCUACACUGUUCUACCAAAUCCGCCUGUCAAUAAGCCAGUCACCGUUCACCAGGCACCCAUUGAGCCUCUACCCCUCCAACCACUGCCAACACCAGAGAGACCAGUGGAGGCUUUUGGGAAACCAGAAGAGAUUAUACCAGUAGCAACAGCUGCACCAGAUGAGGAGCUGGUAGUUCCUGUGGUUAGUGAUAGGCCACUAGUUGAACCUAUCCUGCCCCAGCUAUCUCCGGGUGUAUCUACUGUCAAGAUCGAGGCAGCCUACCCAGAGGUUGUUGAGAGGAGCUCUCCACCUGAACCAGUGGAGAUCCUGCCAUCUAACGCAGGCCAGGACAUCGCCCCCACCCAGUCAGCUGAGGUGGAUGAGUGCCAGAUCAACCCUUAUAUUUGUGGCCAGGGGAUUUGUUACAACACAGCAGAGGGUUACACCUGCCACUGUGAUGAAGGAUACCACCUGGAUGACACCCAAUCCACCUGUGAAGAUGUAGAUGAGUGUUUGGAAAGCCCAUCUUUGUGCUUUGGCGGUCGCUGCAAGAACACAGAGGGCAGUUUUCUGUGUGUGUGUGCGCAGGGAUUCCUCGUGGAUGAAGAAGGAACCACUUGUGUUGAUGUGGAUGAGUGCCAGUAUGAGCGGAUCUGUACCCGGGGCCACUGCCAGAACACUGACGGCUCCUUUCUGUGUCAGUGUGGGCCCGGCUUCACCCUGUCCCCGGCUGGAGACCGCUGUGAUGAUGUGGAUGAGUGUGUAGAGGAGCCCGGGCCCUGUGAGGCCAUGGGCCAGUGUGUCAACAACAUGGGCUCAUACAGCUGCAGCUGCCCUCGGGGGUACCGGCAGAUCAAUGGCACCCGCUGCACAGAUGUUGAUGAGUGUGUGGAUGAAGCAGAGCUCUGUUCCCCCCACGGCGAGUGUCUCAACACAGACGGAUCCUAUCUGUGUGUGUGUGAGAGGGGAUUCACUGCAAACCUUGACACACCCUCCUGUGAUGAUAUUGAUGAGUGUGGGCUCAAUGAGACGCUGUGUGGCCCUCAUGGCUACUGUGAGAACAGACUGGGCUCCUUCCAAUGCCUCUGUGACCAGGGCUACCACGAGUCCCUGGAUGGCCAAGGCUGUGUGGAUGUGAACGAGUGUGAGCUGCUGAGCAGUGUGUGUGGAGAGGCCCAGUGUGUGAACGCUGAUGGUUCCUUCCUCUGCAUGUGUCCCAGCGGCCAGGACUAUAAUGUCAUGAUCGCCAAGUGUGAGCCCGUUCCCACAGUGUCAUCAGUGGAGCAUAAGGAGUGCUACUACCGUCUGAACGACAAAAACCUGUGUGAGAGUGUGCUGACCAGCCAUGUCACCCUGCAGGAGUGCUGCUGCACUCUGGGAGCCGGCUGGGGAGAUAACUGUGAGGUGUACCCCUGUCCUGUCAAUGGCACAGACCAGUUUGAUCAGAUGUGUCCAUCUGGAAGAGGAUUUAUUCCCAAUGCAGACUUCCUAUACGGAGUGGCCACAGCUGACAGCUACAAGGAUGCAGAUGAGUGUACUCUGUUUGGCCAGGAAGUGUGUAAAGGAGGAUUCUGUCUGGACACUGUGGGCAGCUACGAGUGUUACUGUAAGACGGGACAGGACUACGACGCUGCCAAUCUGCAGUGCACAGACAUGGAUGAGUGUGUGGAUGAGUCUCUGUGUGCCGGUGGACAGUGUCUGAACACAGAUGGCUCGUACAUGUGUUUCUGUACCCAUCCCAUGGUGCUGGAGCCCAGCAGUAACCGCUGUGUCUUCAUUCCUGAGGCAGCUGAGCAACAUGAGGUGGAGCAGACGGACUACCAAGGGAUCUGCUGGCAGACGGUAACACAGAGCAUGACAUGCACGCGGCCGCUGGGUCCCGACAGGAAGACCACGUACACAGAGUGCUGCUGUCUGUACGGCGAGGCCUGGGGCAUGGACUGUGCCCUGUGCCCCUUCAGGAACACUGAGGAUUAUGCAUCCAUGUGUAACCUUGGCGGGCGGCGGGCAUACGGUCAUGACGCCCUUGUUGCCGGCCCCGUCCAUGAAUAUGAAGUGAGCCCAGACUAUUCACCAUUACCUGAUCCUGUCCUGCCUUUUUACGACAACGAGGAGCCUCCAUUCAAGGCCUUUGAGGGUUUGCAAGCAGAGGAGUGUGGGAUACUGAAUGGCUGUGAGAACGGUCGGUGUGUCCGCGUUCAGGAGGGUUAUACCUGCGACUGCUUUGAUGGAUACACCCUGGACCUGUCCCGCAUGGCCUGCAUUGAUGUGAACGAGUGUUCAGAGCUAAACAACCGGAUGUCAUUGUGUAAAAAUGCUAAGUGCAUCAACACAGUGGGCUCCUAUCAGUGUGUGUGUCUGCCAGGCUUCGCUGCCUCUGACAAACCCAACUACUGUGUGGUCCCAGUAACACACCAAACAGCAACACACACAGGGAGCAUGGACGGACACUAGGGAGCGACAAGAGACACUAUAACCACACGCACAAGCUUGUAUCACUAUACUUAUGAGGAUGUCCACUGACAUUCAGCCACUGCAAAAUCCUCAACACUAAACUUAAAGCUCCCUGGUUUGGUUAAAGUGUCGAGCAGCACUCCCAAUCCAAAAACACCUGUUAGUCAGAAGACACCUGGAGGAGGUAGAGAUGUGGGGGUCAAAUAACACAAUCAGGGAGUAUACCAGUUGAAAAUCUUUUUAUAAUUUUUGCCCAACAUCUAAAUCAAACCAAAAGAACAUACAUCUUAAACCUUGCCUUUGAAUGAAAGUAAGCCCUAUUCUGAUUUUACUCCAUCAUUUAAAAACUAAUCCAAAUCCACAUCUGCCAUUUACCAGUGUCAUGUAUUUUUACUCACCUCCUGCAUUCCCCCUCUGUUCUACAGCACUAUGGAUUCUUUUUUACAAUAAUUGUGUUACUUUGGGUCCUUCAUCAUUUUAGUAGUUUUCCAAUGUAGACAUUUUAAAAA